ACUAUUUUUUUUAACCUCGUUUUUUCUUUUCGGUCGGCGGUGCCCCGAGCACAUGGUUUUUAUGUCGCUCGCUCGGAUUAUUAUUGUGAUUAACGUUAUUGUUAAUUCGGCGGAUUCACGCAUAUUUUCUGCGGUUCGCGUAAUACUAUGUUAAGUCAUCUGAUGGACUGGUGGCUGGUCAAUUUCUAGUUGGCGAAUUUACGGGUACUCUCUGGCGGCCCAUUACCGUUACGUUUAAAUUGGUCAUAUGUUGCUAUUCUGGACGUUAAGGAAGUGAACGGCAUGGAAAGGUGAUCACCGAGCAUAUUUGCGGACCAGAUGGAAAAGUUUAUAUGAUUGCGGUCAUCUGGUAGUGAUGGAGUCGAUUCCAACAACAGUUGCAACAGUUUUUGCCGUAAUUCUUUUGUAUGUCACCGCAGUUACUGAAUCAACCUACGAUAACGAUGCAAACAUAGAAACACUACUUAAUCAAGUUUUAUGGGAACCAUCUUCUAGUAGCUCGCCGAAAAGGGAAGAAGAUAGAGUAUUACCUUUUUUCGAAGAGCCAUCUACUCAUCUCAACAUAACUGUACAAAUCGGUGCCAAUAUAGAUUUACACUGUAAAGUUAAACAAUUAAAUGACAAAACGGUUUCGUGGGUAAGAAGAACUGGAGAUAAAAUGCAGUUACUAUCUUUCGGUCAUCAUGUAUACAGUACAGAUCAACGAUAUGAACUUUUGUUCAAGGACCCCAACGAUUGGCAACUACGUAUAUCUUAUCUGAAUGAAAGAGACGCAGGUCAUUACGAAUGUCAAGUUUCUACACACCCACCGAUCGCAUUUUCUGUAUAUUUAUCUAUCAUAGUACCUCAACUUGAAAUCACCGACGAAAGGGGUGUUCCAGUAAAAGAUAAAUUUUACUAUGUAGGUAGUACAAUAGAGCUGAAAUGUUUUAUAACUAAAGUGCCCCAACCCAGUCAAUUCAUCGUUUGGCGUCAUGAGUCAACUAACCUAAAUUACGACACUAGCCGAGGUGGCAUCAGUGUGAAGACUGAUAUACUCACAAAUGGAGCCAAGAGUAGGCUUUUUGUUGCUAACGCUCAAACAUCAGACUCUGGAAAAUAUACAUGUUCUCUGACAGACAUAGCUCGAACAUCAGUCACUGUACACGUCCUGAACGGUGAAACGCCAGCAGCAAUGCAACACGGUGGUAGCAACCAAUGUAGUCAUCUUCACUCGUUGUGGGUGAUAACAACAUUUGCGUGGUUACUGUUUCGAUUAAGUUGACAAAAUUGAUGGGUGAUGUUCCAAUGCAAGUUAAAUGCAUAAUUAAUUUUAUUCUUUUUUUUGUAAAUACGAAUCGAACAAAAUCCCUUAGACCUCUAAUGACAACUUUGUACCUUCAUACUAAAAUACAUCAUCUAAAAUUCAUCAUAAUCCGUCUAAGCACUUAGAGUUACUUAUAAGUGCUUUGUAUUUUUACUUGUAAAAAUAAUAACUGUAAUUGAUACAUCUUAUGUACCAAAUUGUAAUAUUAAAAAAUUAGUGAGAAUUGCAUAACAAAUUCUUUUAAUUCUCAAGUAUUAAUUUUUAUAACUCUGUAUAAAUUUUUGAUUAUAUUAUAAUUUUGUAAUUAAGUUGAAGAACGAUAUAUUAACAUAUUAUUAUUUUAUCAACGGGGAUAGGAAGACAAGUUUCAAGAAUAUUUCUUGAUUCGUCAGUUUGCUAACGAUUUGUUUGAAUAAUGUAUAAAAUUCUGCUUUAAGAGAAAAGAAGGGUAAUAUUUUUAAUAACAAAAAAAAAACGUUGAACGCAAAAAUUAAAAAGAACUAGUCAUCAUAUCCUUGAGUGAUCUUAUUUGUACUACUAUUAGACAUAGACAAUGCCCUAAAAUAUCUAAAAUUUCUUUUUGUCUAUGUAUUUUAAAUACAAACACUUGAUGAAUAAUUGUCAAAUGAAUAUCUUCUCCACGACCUUUGGUUUUUAUACCAUUUAAAAAUCUAAUUUCUUUAAUUAUACCAAUAACUUUCUUACUUAUUCCAUUUGAUAAUUUAUCUACUAAAAUAAUUUUCAAAGACUCACUGUUUAGUUUAUAAUUAACAUUGAUUUCAUAGUUUCAUAACGUUUAUGCUCUAUGAAAACAAUUUAAAAAUAUGUACAUAAA
Daktulosphaira vitifoliae (grape phylloxera) is the source of this 2141-nucleotide messenger RNA. RefSeq names its product myotilin-like. Gene Ontology annotation, cellular component: neuron projection membrane. The transcript is spliced from 7 exons. Bases 356 to 1264 code for a protein of 302 amino acids. The record is from RefSeq and is a predicted model, not a curated record. Lineage: Eukaryota; Metazoa; Arthropoda; Insecta; Hemiptera; Phylloxeridae. Gene Ontology annotation, biological process: synapse organization.